This is a messenger RNA of Paramecium tetraurelia, 234 nucleotides long. RefSeq lists its product as uncharacterized. Gene Ontology annotation, molecular function: RNA binding. The record is from RefSeq and is a predicted model, not a curated record. NCBI's taxonomy places the organism in Eukaryota, Ciliophora, Oligohymenophorea, Peniculida, Parameciidae. The transcript has a single exon.
AUGUGUGAAGACGAAUCCUAUAUUAAAGAGAUCUUUAAGGGAAUUGGAAACGUUUAAGCAAUCAAAUUUAUACAUAUUGACAAGUAAGAAAACAUCUAUAAUAGACAAAAACAUAUGGCAUUAGUAAGAUUAUCAUCAUUAGAAGAAGCAUUGAAUGGAGCAGCUUUACUUCAUGGCAAAGAAGUGAUGGGCAGAAAGAUCAAUGUUUCAUUUACCAAAAGUAAAUUAUGCUGA